Molecule: messenger RNA, 7190 nt
Organism: Coregonus sp. 'balchen'
Lineage: Eukaryota; Metazoa; Chordata; Actinopteri; Salmoniformes; Salmonidae
Source: the annotation of a GenBank genome assembly
AUGGCCAAGAGAGACUACUUGGUGGAGGCAGCCAAGCAGAUCCGCAUGGCUCUGGACAGGGAGGUCAGUGAAGACUAUGAAGCUGCCUUCAGCUACUACAAGAACGGGGUUGACCUGCUUCUCAAUGGAGUUCAAGGUACAGUGGUAAAUCUACGGUACUGUAGAGUAUUGCUGUCAACAUGCAGGGUUCUGGUUAGGGUUGAAUAGAGCAGGUUAAGGCUUGGCAGACUUUAGCUACUCAACACAGUGAGAACAAGUCAUGCGGCAUGAAACAGGAACAUGUAGAUUCAUCUGUUCAUGAUUCAUCCAUUUUAAAGCAGAAUUAAAUAGUUCCUAUGAAAAACAGGAAGUCAGAAAGCCAAGGUCAGAGAAAGAUUUCCAUACUGGUAAAGCAUGCUGGAUAUUCUCUCUCUCUGCUGUGCUAGUGAAGUAUGUCAGCUAUAUUCAAACAGAAGCGUUUGAAUUAUAUGAGGUUAUUUCAGUUUCAGUUUAGUGAAGUGAGGUUUCUCCAUUGUGUGAGAGGGAGAGAACUGAGGUCUGACGUAGUUGGUCUGUCUUCCAGUGGACCCUAACAAGGAGCGCCGGGAGGCAGUGAAGAGGAAGACUACUCAGUAUCUGAAGAGGGCAGAGGAAAUCUUUAUCUCCCACCUGCAGGACAACCUGGGGAAGGGGAACUCUCACGUAGGGGUAAGAAGAUUACAUUUAAACCCUCAUUUGACAAGAUUAACAUUCCAUAAUACUGUGCAUCUUAUGAAUGGAAAUCAACCCACUCUGAUCAUACAUGUUACUCUGUGAUACUGGCCACUCAUUUUCCAGCUUUUCACUCCUGUGUUGAUUCAUAUGUCUAGUCUGUUUAUUGAAGAGGUGGUUAAGUGCUAUUAAUGUUAGCACCGCUGAAUCAUUUCCUUCUGGGAAAGCCCGAGUUACAUCCUCAGAGCAACCAGUCUGUGCUGCUUACAGUCUCUCUCUGGAGAUAGGCCACAGAACAGCACAACAACCCCAUUCCCCUCUGUUACACUACACCCGACCCGGGAUAGAAGAUCACAUUAUAUCUGCCAGGGUGCCUCGCACUGGCCGGCUGGGCGCUCUCUCUCCCCCUCUCUCUUAUGUAACAUGCUAAUAUCUGUCCUAAGAUUGUAACUAAUCCUUGAGUAGAAGCACUAUUUCAGAUCUGAAUUAAACACAAAGACACGUGUCCACAUCCGUGUUAUCUGUGCUGUACUGAUCUGUAAUCUCUUUUUAUCACCAGGGUUACAGUAGUCUGAGAUUCCGGCCAAUCAGACACCUGAGCUGCCCAGUGGAGGAUCUAGAGAUGUGUAAAGUGGUGGGGAUCAUCGAUAAGGUAGGGAGGUUUUUACACCCACUGCUCUCAACCAGACAGAGUGUACUAUAACUGUUUGUUACAGCUGAUGAUAAUCUCUUGAACAUACAUCCUGGCUGUAGUUACCCCUUUAUUAACCAUGUCUUAUAGAUCCAGUGACAACCAUGAUGCUUACCUACAGUGAGGGAAAAAAGUAUUUGAUCCCCUGCUGAUUUUGUACAUUUGCCCACUGACAAAGACAUGAUCAGUCUAUAAUUUUAAUGGUAGGUUUAUUUGAACAGUGAGAGACAGAAUAACAACAAAAAAAUCUAGAAAAACGCAUGUCAAAAAUGUUAUAAAUUGAUUUGCAUUUUAAUGAGGGAAGUAAGUAUUUGACCCCUCCGCAAAACAUGACUUAGUACUUGGUGGCAAAACCCUUGUUGGCAAUCACAGAGGUCAGACGUUUCUUGUAGUUGGCCACCAGGUUUGCACACAUCUCAGGAGGGAUUUUGUCCCACUCCUCUUUGCAGAUCUUCUCCAAGUCAUUAAUGUUUCGAGGCUGACGUUUGGCAACUCGAACCUUCUGCUCCCUCCACAGAUUUUCUAUGGGAUUAAGGUCUGGAGACUGGCUAGGCCACUCCAGGACCUUAAUGUGCUUCUUCUUGAGCCACUCCUUUGUUGCCUUGGCCGUGUGUUUUGGGUCAUUGUCAUGCUGGAAUACGACCCAUUUUCAAUGCCCUGGCUGAGGGAAGGAGGUUCUCACCCAAGAUUUGACGGUACAUGGCCCCGUCCAUCGUCCCUUUGAUGCGGUGAAGUUGUCCUGUCCUCUUAGCAGAAAAACACCCCCAAAGCAUAAUGUUUCCACCUCCAUGUUUGACGGUGAGGAUGGUGUUCUUGGGGUCAUAGGCAGCAUUCCUCCUCCUCCAAACACGGCGAGUUGAGUUGAUGCCAAAGAGCUCGAUUUUGGUCUCAUCUGACCACAACACUUUCACCCAGUUCUCCUCUGAAUCAUUCAGAUGUUCAUUGGCAAACUUCAGACGGCCCUGUAUAUGUGCUUUCUUGAGCAGGAGGACUUUGAGGGCGCUGCAGGAUUUCAGUCCUUCACAGCGUAGUGUGUUACCAAUUGUUUUCUUGGUGACUAUGGUCCCAGCUGCCUUGAGAUCAUUGACAAGAUCCUGCCGUGUAGUUCUGGGAUGAUUUCUCAUGAUCAUUGCAACUCCACGAGGUGAGAUCUUGCAUGGAGCCCCAGGCAGAGGGAGAUUGACAGUUAUUUUGUGUUUCUUCCAUUUGCGAAUAAUCGCACCAACUGUUGUCACCUUCUCACCAAGCUGCUUGGCGAUGGUCUUGUAGCCCAUUCCAGCCUUGUGUAGGUCUACAAUCUUGUCCCUGACAUCCCUGGAGAGCUCUUUGGUCUUGGCCAUGGUGGAGAGUUUGGAAUCUGAUUGAUUGAUUGCUUCUGUGGACAGGUGUCUUUUAUACAGGUAACAAGCUGAGAUUAGGAGCAGUCCCUUUAAGAGUGUGCUCCUAAUCUCAGCUCGUUACCUGUAUAAAAGACACCUGGGAGCCAGAAAUCUUUCUGAUUGAGAGGUGGUCAAAUACUUAUUUCCCUCAUUAAAAUGCAAAUCAAUUUAUAACAUUUUUGACAUGCGUCUUUCUGGAUUUUUUUGUUGUUAUUCUGUCUCUCACUGUUCAAAUAAACCUACCAUUAAAAUGAUAGACUGAUAAUUUCUUUGUCAGUGGGCAAACGUACAAAAUCAGCAGGGGAUCAAAUACUUUUUUCCCUCACUGUAUGCAAAUAGUACCAUGUCCUAAAAUGUCACAAUCAUCUAAUAACAUACUACUCUAAGCUCUAUUUAAACUAACAUAACAUGUAUGUCUUCUCCCCAAGGUCCUGAUUGUCCAAAGCCUGAUUACCAAGGACACAUGUGUUGUUAAAGUAAGUACUUCCUCCUGAGCUCAACACUACCAAUACAGUAUGUCAGAGGACCAAUGUGGCAGACAGGUAGUAAAAGCAGUGCAGCUGUCUUAUCUGUGUAGAUGCAUAUCCAGUGCACAGAUGGCUGUUGUCCUGUCCGGACCUCUGCCAGCCAUUCUGUGGCAGCCCAGUCAAUGGGAAUACUCUCAGCCGUAUCUCCCUGAGUAUCCUUCACCAUUGAUCUGGCUAAAAGCUCUCCACUCUGACCCUCUUAGUGCAAAUGCACCUCUGAUUUCCGUAACCAGAGAGUUGUUAUUGGAAAACACUGUAGCAGGGGUGGCUAAGGCGCAGGUCUCAGUAGCCUCAUUUAUACCUGGCACUACCAUGCAUCAUGUGUCUUGAUCUUGUCCACAUUCUGAUUGUGUCCACAUCUUGAGGAAUGCGUCUACAUAUGGUAUUAAAAUGUGUCUUUUGUACAACCACUGUGUCCACAUUGUGACCAGAUUUCCUGGUCUCUCCUUGUAUCAAAAUUAUUUUAUGGAUAUUCUUUCAUAAUAAUAUUUAUUUAUUUUAAGACGCAUAUUGAUGCCUUAAGUCAGUAGUGCCACCUGUCAAGGAUUUUAAAGGACAGGAUAAUGAUUAUUUAAAUGGUUUCGCUGCCCAGAUCCUGUCUACCCUUGUAAGAUAUCCAGACACAAUGCAUGCCUGACUACCUCCGGAAGUGGUCAGGAAGAUCUGAUCACAAUGCGUAUUUUAAUCGUCUACACCUGUCUAAAAAUGUGGACAAGAUCAGGACGAAGGAUGCAUGUUAGAACCAGGUAUAAACGGGGCUAGAGAAGUUGCUAUCUAGGCACUGGUAGAGCCAGCUUUUGUAGAGAUAUGAGUUUUUAGAUUUCUGUCUUUAUCAAUUAACUAUAGACAAAGUUAAGACUAGACAGAAAACUAUUUGUAGUACAGUAGUGAUAAGUUGUAUUUUGACCAAGGUAAUAGUAACAGCAUAGUAAUAAGUGUAUUGUUCUGUUGCACUGUCCUCUCAGAGCCUGCCCAAGUCGGGCUGGGAGAGCCGGGACCAGCCCACUAUCAUCCCCCAAGGCGUCCCCUAUAUGGUGAAGCUGCUGAAGUACUAUGUCAGUGAGGACGCUGUGUACCUGCAUCUGGAGCAUGUUCAAGGUGAGCUGAACACAGGCUCUGCCUGCCAGCCCUGCAGUAUGGGAGAUUUAGCUGAUGCUCUUACCUAGCCUAUAGCCAUGCAAAGGGAGAUUUAUGUCCAUGGCAUAGCAGUGGACCUACAGUUUAAAUGUUUUGUUGAUGGUUGCACUCUUCAGCCAUUUUGGGUCAAGGAUGCCACAGAGAGUAUAAAUAAUUGCUGAAUUAAAAUUAAGAAAAACGACUAUUGUCUUAUGAUGUAUUGACUUUUCUAUGCUCUGUAGGUGGAAAGCUUUUCUCCAAACUGUCCAAGGUCAGGAAAGACCGAGCCAAGGAGCACCCAGAAUGCUACAGUCCCAGCCAGCACAGGAUCAAACUGAAGAACAGCUACACCUCCCCUACCAUCAGCUCAGACUACACCUCCCCUACCAUCAGCUCAGACUACACCUCCCCUACCAUCAGCUCAGACUACCAGCAGAAUGACAGAGGGGGCACAUGGACAACCCCUCUCCUGGAGAGCGAGGAGAGCCCAGACACAGACUCCCCUGCAUCCUGGCACGAGGCUCAGCAACGCCUGGAGAGCUGCAGCACCCACUCCUACUGCGAGGAGACAGGUUGCCUGCAGAACAACUCCAGGUCUACAGCACCACACGCUCUGGCCACACAGCCCUCCUUAUCUGGGCCAAUGAGGACAGACAUCAGUCCCCAUAUCCAUCCAGCAGGCCACAGUCAGUGUUUGCACUCUGAAACUCAGGACAAGCCUGCUCUUCCUAGUCAUCUGUGCAUCGACCAGGCUCCUGAUGUCACCUCUGAGCCUUUUGGGAAGGCCACUGGAACAGAAAAAAUAGAAUCCAGUUUGGAUUUCAACGUGGUGUGGAAUGCUGCUGAUCCGACACAGAAUUGUGAGAGUUCAGCCCCAUAUGCAGUGACUGGUACUGACUCAGAUAUAGCUGCAGGUAAUCCUGUACCUCAAACAACUCAGACCUCUUCUGGUGGGACAGGGUCAACGGUGAACUUGAAGAAUCAUUCUAUCAGUUUGUGUUCACAGAGAAGUUCUGUUCCCAAUACAUUGCAAUUACCCCUCCAUAAUCGAAGCCAGGCUAGUGAGAGAGCAACUUUGACCUCCUAUGGCUCUCACCAAGGGAGUGUUUCAGGUAGAGACCUUGAAAACACUGUGGGUGUGGAGAUAUCCACACACCAGGGGAGAGGGCAGGUAAACCAUCACACUACUGAGGAGAGCAUGGUGAACUCAGUAAGCAGGGACACAGAGACAUCCCAGCCUGGCAGAGUUGUGUGUCCCUCUACAGUAGACAAGCUGAAGCUCAUAAGGACAUCCUCAGGGAGCUCUCAACCCCCUUCUGUCCCUCACUGUCACAGUGCUGGGACACAGCAGGAGACCCAGCCAGGCAUCUCCCUGGCCCCCACAGGGGCGAAGUACCAUGUGGGGCCUCCUUGCAGAGAGCCAGGGGAGGAGGUGGAGGAGGGCUGGGAGCUGAGCCCUGUGAAUAAGGACAUCCCCCAAGGGAAAGGAUCACUGUGUGACCCCAACACGCCUGGCCCCACAGGAGCCUCCACACAGUGUCGGAAGGGGGACAUGGAUGCUUUCCUGAAGUCAAAGGGAUCAGAUGGACAGGGUGAGGAUCAGAUCAUUGAGGUGGAGAGCUGGUGCCACCUGCCCAAGUUCCCAGCCAAGGCCUCCAGAGGGAGAGACAGGGCCAGGCAGGGCUGCUGGGGGCUGCCUGAGGCAGAGGUGCGUCUGUUGGGGGCUCAGAUCCUCGUGGCCCUGGAGAGUCUUCACCAGCAAGGUGUCAUGUGCCGUGACCUCAACCCAAAGAACAUCCUGCUUACCAGCAUCGGUUAGUCACCUAAAUCACUUUAACUCCGUAAGGUUUUUGAGUUGUUGAGUUUUCAAGACUCAACUUAAAAACUCAAACUUUGGUUGUGACGUAUUGGCAUGUUUCUCAACAGGAAAGGUCUGCCUGACAUUCUUUGGCCAGUGGAGUCAAGUUCAGUCAGAAAUCAACUCUAAAGCUAUGGAACAGAUGUACUGUGCACCAGGUGAAAACAAUGUUUAUUCAAUAAACCUGUCAUAUGUUACAACAGUUACACAUAGGGUUCCUACCCUACAGUGCCUUCUAGUGGUGAGAAUCAGACAUUUAGUUUGAUCCAACAAUAAACCUGUGAAUAACAGUUCUGUUUGUUGUUGGCCAAUAGAGAUUGGAGGUGUGUCCAAAAUCACAGAGGCUUGUGAUUGGUGGAGUCUGGGUGCAUUGCUAUUUGAACUUCUUACAGGAAUGGUAAAUAACAUUUGUAUUGAAUAAUCUGUCAAGUUUAUUCAAUCCAAACAUGUAUGUAUCUUGAUUAGAGUGCUGCCUACUGAUCUGUUGAUAGUGUAUCUGUGUUGGUACCAUUAUCAAGGCAUUGUUGUUGAAACUGUAUGCCUGUUCCUGUGCCUCCAGCCCCUGUGGCAGUUCCACCCAGCCGGGGUGCAUUCUCACACCCAGCUCCUGAUCCCAGACCACCUGAGUACUGCAGCCGCCUCCCUGCUCACUGAGGUAAGGCCUGAGUCCCCUUACACACCCAUAUGGCCUGUACUGUAAAUACCUUAGACAUAUACACACACCUGCUGCUAGCCUGCUACCAAAGACACACACAGCCACAAACAUUGUACAAACUCAAAUUGGCUUUCUGAAUGAGUGACUAUUGUGUGUUCCACAGCUUCUGCAGUUUGACGCUGGUUAUCGAUUAGGCUCUGGAGGCGGUGGUGUGAGUGACAUCAAGUGUCACCCCUUCUUCAAUGGUGUCUCCUGGAAGGCACUGAGCAGUUAG